Molecule: messenger RNA, 1005 nt
Organism: Brenthis ino (lesser marbled fritillary)
Lineage: Eukaryota; Metazoa; Arthropoda; Insecta; Lepidoptera; Nymphalidae
Source: the annotation of a GenBank genome assembly
AUGGGGAAUGGAAUGAAUAAGGUAUUGCCGGGUCUCUACGUGGGCAACUAUAGAGAUUCAAAAGAUCCCGUUCAACUAGACAAAUACAAGAUAACACACAUACUUUCCAUACAUGAUGCUGCCAGAAGACUACACGCGGAUAAACACUACCUUUGCAUAAUGGCUUCGGAUUCACCAGAUCAGAACCUGACCCAGUAUUUCAGCCUCUGCAACGAUUUUAUACAUGCGGCAAGAUUGAGAGACGGCAACGUUUUAAUACAUUGUUUGGCGGGCAUGUCUCGGAGCGUGACGGUGGCUGUGGCGUACAUAAUGUCCGUCACGCCGCUGACGUGGCGUGAGGCAUUAAAAGUAGUUCGUGCAGGGCGUGCCGUUGCCAAUCCCAACCUAGGAUUUCAACGUCAACUGCAGGACUUUGAAACGUACAAGCUGGUUGAAGAACGAAGACGUCUUAAAGAGCGGUACCCAUCUUUGGCUUUAGCAGACAGUGACCUCGCAGAAUGCCGUGUGAUGCUGGAUUCCUAUCAAACUAUGCUCAACCAAAGGACAAUUUGUGAAGGGAAGUGUGCAAUGGGCAGACAGUGCCCCACGGGAGUAUGCAGAACAGGUUCGAAGCGACAACCGCGACCGCGAAGGCCGUCCACAACGUCAAGCGUCGGUGACUCCGCCGGGAUGAAGAGAUCACCUUCCACCCUAUCCACAACGUCCACUGCAUCUGGCUAUCGCCCACGGUCUUCUCCGGCCGGGCUUUAUAGUUAUACUGGAGUUCCAUCCCGACCGACGAGGUCAUCGUCAGGUCUGUCAGUGACACGGGUCACUGACCCUGGCGGAGGCGGUUCAGCCAUGGCAGUAGGAGGAUCAGAAUAUUCUAGAAGACGAGCUGCCUCUGCUCCAGCGACCCCCGCUCUGUCUCCCUCGUCCUCACCGCCUGGCUCACCUCAUCGCGCGCCACAUAGAGGCAGUUGUGCAUGGGUCAUACCUACAGUGAACUGGGACCCCGAAUCAUUG